CCCAUAUCGAUACCGUCGGCCACUUCAUCAAGGACAAGGACCGGAAGUUAAGUCGCGCCGAGCUUGAAAAUGUUGAGUAUAUCGAGCCGUUCAAAAGCGUAUUCAACACCCAGAAUCGCACGUUCAUCGAGAGAGUUAGAAUCGUGACCUUGUUCUACUUCUUGGAGAAGGAAUUCAUUGGCAGGCUCUUUCUUCCCGUCGACGGCGUCCGAAUUCUCACGCGUGCCUGCGAGGGCAAUUGCUCGCGCCGCCAAAGCAGACACCAGAAAGCCAACACGGGACUCUAUAACACUAAAAGCAGCAGGCACGGCGUCGGUAAACCCGCCAGUCAAGGCCGCUCCAGCCCCAACUACUGGCCAAAGGUUGAAGGUGUCCACGAAAGACGGCGGUGGCAAGCAAGGAACAGUUAUGGAGAGAUCAGCCAUGAGGGAGGAGCAGGCAGAAAAUGCUAUUCGGACAAACAGCAUGGAUACACUAGCUCCUUCCGCUCAAGCAACGAUGAGCCCCGGUCUCAGGAACUCACCUAAGAACCUGUAUCCUGCCCCAACCCUGCGCGUCUCCUCUACGCGCGGUUCCUCGACUCCUUCCGAGCAGAUCGCGGAAGUCCAUACGGAUCAGCCAAGCGCAAAGAGGUCGAGAGUUCCAAGCGUCACCGGGGAGGGGCAGGAGCAUGCUCCCAAGCGGCAGAACAUGGACGACAGUCUCUGCCACCUCCAAAAGUUUGUCGAGAAAGUCCGUGGCAAAUACUCCGACGAAGACUACGAGCAAUUGCAGGCCGAGAACAAAAAGUUCUCCGAGACUGCAAAACUCCAGCUAGACAAAGCUGCACUGAAGAAGCUGAAGGAAGAGUGGGAACAGAACGCAGAGUUUGCAAUCUCAGAGCUGACAGAGUCCGAUGCCAAGCGACUUGCUUUUGAGAGCGAGGCGGAGGAUUUGAAGAGGAAGCUCAAGAUAGAGGCCGAGAAGAGAAAGAAGGUGGAGACCGAGCGAGAUGCGCUAAACGAGGAGAACGGGCAUCUACAGGAGCUGAAGGUGUGCAUAAUUGAAUUGGUGCCGAUAUUGGCUAAGCGUAAAGAGUAGACCGUAGGGGUGGGAGAGUAGACCGCAGAAAAGACGGUACGGGCGGCCGUACAGGUUUUCAGGGUUCCUACCCCGCAUAGACCUCCAGUGUCCGGCUCGAUUUUACUUGCGAGGCUUUCGUUGCUCCACUUUCCGACCCCUGGAUCUGUAUGGGCAAAACGUGUGUUUGGGGGUUCGAAUAGAGGGUUGGAAUAUGCAUCCUUAGGCAUGGCAUGACAGG
This is a messenger RNA of Trematosphaeria pertusa, 1300 nucleotides long. RefSeq lists its product as uncharacterized. Lineage: Eukaryota; Fungi; Ascomycota; Dothideomycetes; Pleosporales; Trematosphaeriaceae. The record is from RefSeq and is a predicted model, not a curated record. The coding region runs from base 409 to 1080 and encodes 223 amino acids. The transcript is spliced from 3 exons.